Molecule: messenger RNA, 7304 nt
Organism: Trichogramma pretiosum
Lineage: Eukaryota; Metazoa; Arthropoda; Insecta; Hymenoptera; Trichogrammatidae
Gene: MRP
Product: multidrug resistance-associated protein 1
Exons: 22
Coding region: 899-5572 (1557 amino acids)
Biological process (GO): transmembrane transport
Cellular component (GO): membrane
Molecular function (GO): ATP binding; ATP hydrolysis activity; ABC-type transporter activity
Source: RefSeq, a predicted model, not a curated record
CUCUCAAUAGCGUGUAGAGUAUAAAGAAUCGCGCGCCGAGUUGGCCAGUCGCGUUUUUUUCGAAUACACGCAAAACAACCGCACAUAUCAUACUUUUUGCACUUACAGCACAGGCAGAGAUCAGCGGAGUAUGUACAGUAGGCGCUCGCUCGACAGCCUAUCGGGGGGACAGUAUGUAAAAGCGCCGUGGCGACGUAUGCACGAGUCAGAUUAUAUAUUGGCGCGCGUGCGGCUAAGCACAAUAUCAUCGUGCGUCGACUGUCGUCGAGAACGACUCUGACUUGUACACAUUCGCGUUCUCGCGCGGCGAAUGAGCGGGGAAUCGCGCGCGCAGCCCUUGUCCGUCGCGUAUAUUUACACAGAUAUACGUUUGCACAUUUAGUAGCCAGUUCUCGCUUAUACCUACCUACUCGACUUUGGUAUUCUAUAAUAUACAGUCAACGCACACACUCGUGAGCUUGGACUGUAUUACGGGUGACUGACGCUGCUGCUGCCGUUUUUCCAAGUUUCAGUUGAUAGUAGUUGGUGGUGGCCGCGAGCGAGAAAAACAAGUGCGAAAGAAGAGAGCGAGAAAGGAACGCGAUUCAGCGCCUAUUUGAUAGUUCUUGUUGUGCUGCGUGCGUGUGCGCCUGCAGCGCGAAUAUAACAGCGAGAAUAUAGUGGUAGUGACUGGCAAACUAUAUAGUGUGGACUUUUUUCGAGGUUGGAUAAUUAUUCGCCUCUCUUCUCUCGUAUACACAUAUACGUCCGCAGCUGACUGCGGAUAGUGUGCGCGUGCAGUGGUGCUUCGCAGCUUGCAUGCACGAGUGCCAGCGAGAGAGAGAGCAGCAAGAGCGAAAAAAGCCAAGGAAAAUCGAGAGAGGCUGCCACUAAGAAUCUGUGACAUCAAUGAGGCAAGAUGGAGAUGAAUCACACGAUAGACCAUUUUUGUGGUUCUAAAUUUUGGGACUUUGAUAUAUCAUGGAAUACAGAUGAUCCAGAUUUAACAAGUUGUUUUCAAAAGACAGCUUUAAUCUGGGCACCAUGUUUCUUCUUAUGGAUAUUUUCAUCAUUCGAAGCCUAUUACUUGGUGAACAGCAGCAAAAAAAAUGUUCCAUUAUCAUGGUUAUUCAUCACAAAAACUGUCUUUACCGUAGCAUUAAUUAUAUUGACAAUUAUGGAUUUGGGUAAAGCUAUCAUAGACAUUGCAAAUGGUCUUGAAGUCUAUGCUGUAGAGUAUACUACGCCAUGUAUAAAAAUAAUUACUUUUGUAAUAGCAGAAGUUUUGAUGUUUUAUAAUAAAAAGUAUGGCAUGAGAACAUCUGGUUUAUUAUGGAUGUUUUGGUUCUUCCUUUCCCUGUGUGGUAUAGUUCAAUGUAGAAGUUUAUUAAGGAAAGAUUCUAGUGAAAUUGAAUCGAUGUAUGAAUUUGUAUCAUACAUGAUAUACUUCCCAAUAGUGAUAUUAUUGUUCCUACUAAACUUUUUGGUUGAUUCAGAACCUUUGUAUUCAAAAUAUCCAGCUGUUGAGAAACCAUGUCCAGAACAAUCAGCAUCAUUCCCAUCUCGUCUUACAUUUGGAUGGUUUGACUCAUUAGCAUGGAAAGGUUUUAAACAUCCUCUUCAAACCUCUGACCUGUGGUCCAUGAAUCCAGUAGAUAUGGCUAAAGAAAUUGUACCUCGAUUUGAUAAAUACUGGGCAGAAAGUCUGCAGAAAGUUGAUAAGCAUUUUUGGACAAAUCAAAAUUUUUCUAGCACUCGAGGAGCCAAAGCAACAUUUCGAAAAUCCUCUGGUCAAGUGGACUUUAAUAAUGGUAAAAAAAAGAAAAUGGCUUCAGUCUUACCUCCACUCUGCAAAGCUUUUGGACCUAUAUUUUUAUUUGGCGUGAUGUUAAAAGUUGUUCAAGAUGUUAUGACUUUUAUAAGUCCUCAAAUUUUAAGUUUACUCAUUGACUUCACAUCCACAAAAGAUGUACCUGUGUGGAAGGGCUAUUUCUACGCAAUUUUGCUUCUUUUAACAGCUGUAAUUCAAACUUUGGUUCUCUCCCAGUACUUCCACCGCAUGUUUUUAGUCGGCCUCCGCAUGCGAACGGCCCUUAUAGCAGCAAUUUACCGCAAAGCCUUAAAAAUGUCGAAUUCGGCUAGAAAAGAAUCUACAGUUGGUGAAAUAGUCAAUUUAAUGUCUGUAGAUGCCCAAAGAUUUAUGGACGUCACGGCGUACAUAAAUAUGAUUUGGUCGGCGCCUUUACAAAUAGUCUUGGCCUUGUACUUUUUGUGGAAUAGUUUGGGACCUUCUGUGCUAUCCGGUCUGGCGGUGAUGAUAAUUUUGAUACCUGUAAAUGCGCUGCUCGCCGGGAAAGUGAGAAAUCUACAAAUCAAACAAAUGAAAAAUAAAGAUGAAAGAGUCAAACUUAUGAAUGAAGUAUUGAAUGGUAUUAAAGUUUUAAAACUUUAUGCUUGGGAGCCUUCUUUUGAAGAACAAAUUUUGCAAAUUAGAAAUAAAGAAAUUAAAGUACUUAAAGAAGCUGCAUAUCUUAACGCCGGUACUAGUUUUAUAUGGUCUUGUGCACCAUUUUUGGUGUCUUUGGUGUCAUUUGCAACAUACGUUUUAGUUGACGAGAGCCACGUUUUGGACAGUAAAAAAGCUUUUGUUUCACUCAGUUUAUUCAACAUACUAAGGUUCCCACUUUCAAUGUUGCCAAUGAUGAUUAGUAAUGUUGUACAAGCGUCAGUUUCAGUGAAACGUAUCAACAAGUUUAUGAAUUCGGAAGAGUUGGAUCCGAACAAUGUACAACAUGAUCCAAGUGAAGCAAAUCCAUUGGUCAUCGAAAACGGCAACUUUACAUGGGAUUCGGAGUCUUCGGAAAGUAAACCAACUUUACAAAACAUCAAUUUGAAAGUAAAACAAGGGCAACUAGUUGCUAUUGUAGGAACCGUGGGUUCUGGUAAAAGUUCUUUAAUAUCUGCACUUCUUGGAGAAAUGGAUAAAAUCAGUGGCAGGGUGAACACAAAAGGUUCAAUUGCCUAUGUUUCUCAACAAGCUUGGAUUCAAAAUGCAACCCUUCAAGAUAAUAUUCUAUUUGGAAAACCACUUGACAAAGCUCUUUACCAUCGGGUCAUUGAAGCUUGCGCUCUAUCUCCGGAUUUAAAAAUGCUUCCUGCUGGCGAUCAAACUGAAAUCGGGGAAAAAGGAAUAAAUCUUUCUGGAGGUCAAAAACAGCGCGUUUCCCUCGCUCGUGCAAUUUACAAUAAUUCAGAUAUUUACUUCCUGGACGAUCCUUUAAGUGCAGUCGAUUCGCACGUGGGAAAACAUAUUUUUGAAAAUCUCAUCGGACCUCAUGGUCUCAUGAAGAAAAAAACCAGAAUCCUUGUUACUCAUGGAAUAACGUACUUACCUGAGGUCGACAAUAUUGUGGUGCUUAAAGAUGGCGAAAUUAGUGAAAGCGGUACUUACAAGGAACUGCUAGAAAAACGCGGUGCUUUUGCCGAUUUUUUGGUGCAACAUUUACAAGAAGUUGGAAAUCUAAAAUCAGAAGAAGAGGAUACUGAAGAUCUACUCGAAAUAAAACAAAAACUUGAAACUACAAUUGGUAGUGAAGAGUUACAACAAAGAAUAAAUCAGGCAAGAUCAAGAACAUCUGUCAGUGUUAGCGAAAGUGGUUCGCUAGCGGACAGGCGUUCGUUAAAUGGAUCUUUACAUCGACAACCUUCUACCGAUAGUCAACAGUCGUUGAGUCCUCUCAGAAGUAAUAGCGUAAAAAAUAAAGAAGAAGUUCAAUAUAAAGUUGGAGAGAAAUUAAUUGAGACUGAAAAAGCAGAAACUGGUAGUGUCAAAUGGAAAGUAUAUUCACAUUAUUUGAAAUCGAUUGGAUGGUUUUUGGCUAUAUCUACAAUCAUCAUGAAUGCAAUCUUUCAAGGAUUUAGCAUUGGCUCUAAUGUCUGGUUGAGUGUUUGGGCUGAUGACCAUCAUUAUAUUAAUAAAACUAUUGAGGGAGUAAUGAUGAAUGUAACAGAUCCAAGUUACCGUGAUAUGUAUCUGGGAGUAUAUGGUGCCCUAGGCUUGGGCCAAGCAACGUUUGUGUUACUGGCGCAACUGACGAUGGUUAGCGGCUGCCUCCGUUGCAGUUAUUUACUGCAUUACAAACUAUUGUUCGGCAUUCUGCACUCGCCGAUUGGAUUCUUUGAUACCACUCCAUCAGGCAGAAUAUUAAAUCGUUUCGGAAAAGACGUUGAUAUAGUUGACAACGUAUUGCCACCCAACAUUAGAGCUUGGUUAUUUUGUCUCGUGACGGUGAUAGCAACGCUCGUCGUCAUCAGUUACAGCACGCCGAUUUUCAUAGCUGUUAUAUUACCUAUAGGACUUAUUUAUUACUUCAUACAACGCUUCUAUGUGGCAACGUCGCGUCAAUUAAAGCGUUUAGAAUCAGUCUCUAGAUCGCCGAUUUACUCGCAUUUCGGCGAGUCGGUAACUGGCGCCCAAACGAUCAGAGCUUACGGAGUGCAGGACAGAUUUAUCAAGGAAUCCGAGAGCCGAGUUGACUUCAAUCAAGUCUGUUAUUAUCCUAGCAUAAUCGCCAAUAGGUGGUUGGCUAUACGAUUAGAGAUGGUGGGCAAUUUCAUCAUCUUCUUUGCUGCACUAUUUGCUGUACUGGACAAGCAAGAGAUGAGUAGUGGUCUAGUUGGUUUGUCGAUCAGCUACGCUUUACAGAUAACUCAAACACUGAACUGGCUCGUACGCAUGACAUCGGACGUCGAAACCAAUAUUGUCGCCGUCGAGCGUAUCAAAGAAUACGGCGAAACGCCACAAGAGGCAGCUUGGAAUAAACCAGAGAAUGAUCCAGACAAAGAUUGGCCUGUGCAAGGCAGUGUGGAAUUCCACGAUUUUAAAGUGCGUUACCGAGAGGGUCUAGAUCUUGUCUUGUCUGGAUUGAGCUUCAAGGUCAACGGGGGGGAAAAGAUCGGCAUCGUUGGACGCACCGGCGCGGGAAAAUCUUCGCUUACCUUGGCUCUGUUUCGUAUUAUUGAGGCAGCCGAUGGAAAAAUCCUGAUUGACAAUGUUGACAUUUCAAAUUUGGGUCUUCAUACGCUGCGAUCGAGACUUACUAUCAUACCGCAGGAUCCAGUCUUAUUUUCCGGCAGUCUAAGGCUCAAUCUUGAUCCUUUCAAUAAGUGCUCAGAUACUGAUUUGUGGAAGGCACUUGAACACGCUCAUCUCAAAGACUUCGUGAAAAGUCUGCCCAACGGCUUAAACCACGAAGUAACGGAAGGAGGUGAUAAUUUAAGCGUUGGUCAAAGACAAUUGAUAUGUUUGGCUCGAGCUUUGCUGAGAAAAACUAAAGUUUUGGUUUUGGAUGAAGCAACGGCGGCUGUUGAUCUUGAAACCGACGAUCUUAUUCAAACGACAAUACGACAAGAAUUCAAAGAAUGUACCGUUUUAACCAUUGCGCACAGACUCAAUACUAUCCUUGACUCCGAUAGGGUCAUCGUUUUAGACAAAGGGUCUAUUGUUGAGUAUGAUUCACCUAAUACUCUACUGCAGAAGCCGGAUAGUUCCUUUUAUAGUAUGGCCAAAGAUGCAGGCUUAGUUGUAUCGUAAAAUUAAAAUCGUUGCCUGGCGAACCUCGAAUACCGAAUUAUUAAUAUUGCCUGUGAGCUUAUCUAGCACUUAAUUUUCGAACCGAAUUAAUAAUGUGUACUUGAGUCACUAAAGGAGCAAAAUCCAAUUUGAAAAUACAAUUAUAAUGUCAUUCUUUGUUUUGACGAUCAUAUUCGGAUACUUUUUUGAACGCGUUCCCACUAUGGUAAAAAAAAAUUUUCAAGGACACUUGUGAACAUACAGGUAUUUUAACUACUGCCAAUUUCGAACAAGUAAUAAAAUUGUUUUUAAUAAACAAAACAAAGUACUUGAGCAUUAAGACUAUUCGAAAAAGCCUUGUUAAAGAGAAACUAUAUGUGUUGUUUUUAUGUGUUUAGAACAUCUAAUGAUCUUUCAAGGUUUAUUUUAUUUUUCAAUUGUUUUAUUCACGCGAGGAUUUUUUAUCAUUAUGUGUAAAUAGCAUUUUUCAUCAUACUUAAAAGAUGAAUUCUUAAAAGUAAUUUUAAGACCGUACGAGUUGCAGUUUGAACUAAAUAAAUAUAUUAUAUAUAUAGUAUUAUAUUUUUCCACAUUCUCUUGUUCUUACAAUAAUACUUAAACAAACAUGAUCUUAAAAUAAUUCAUUAACAAAUCGCAAUCAACUUGUUCAUUUUCAUAAUUUAUUCUUAACACAGCUAAAGGCAAAAAGGUUAUAAAAUAAUUCUCGUACCUAAAAUGUUGGGCCUAAACUUACAAGUUACUUACAUUGUUACACUUGAUUUUGUAUUAAGUUAGAGAAAGUGUAAUAAAUAUAUUAAUAUUUCAUGUUUUUAAAAAUAUUAAGUCAAUAAACUAGUAGAAUUUACUGAUACUUAUUUAUAUUCUGCGAUAAACAAUUGCCAAUAUUCUUUUACAAGCAAUGGUACAACAUGAUAAAUUUUAUUAAAAUUUAAAAUAUAUUCUUCGACUGCUCUAUUGUAGUAGUGUAAAUAUAAACUAAUAUUUCCAAAAUUCUUUUUGCAGUUACAUACAUUUUUCAUUCAAAAAGUGUUCUUAGCUUGCUUUGCAAAGUGAAAACGAGUAGUAAUCAAAUUUGAACAGUUUAUCAAUAUAAAUGGAAAAGUAUUUUAACAUAGACAAUAUAGUAAAUAUCUGACAAUUUAUCAGGAUUUUAUUGAUAGUUAAAGUAAAUUUUUGAAACUAUUCAAUUAAAUAUUACUUCAAUUAUUGUACUUUACAUUUAGACAGUUCAAAUCAUAUGUAUAAUGCAUAGUACUAUCAGUGAAAUCCUGGAUUGUACAUAUCUUUGUUAUAUUUUUAAAAUUAAAUUACCAGUUCUUUCUAUUGGUAACAGCGAAAAUAUUUUAGUUUUUUGAUUCAUUUUUUAAUAUAUUAUCAUCAAUUUUAUUUGAACAGUUUAAUUUAAACGUAUUUCAAUAUCUAAAUACAAUAGUUAAUGAAGUUCAAAAAUGAAAAAAUUUUAAUAAGAUUAUGAAUAUAUUUAAUUUUCAUAAGUAAAGUGUAGGAAUAUUGAUUUAAACGCAUUGUUAAAUAUAAAUUAAGAUUUAUGCAUGAUAUCAUGAUAUGAUACUUAAACAAUCAAAUGCAUAAGUAAUGAUAAUCUACACAUAUGCAUAAAAAAGUGCCUUUUUGUAAAAAAAGUAAUGCAUGUAUGCUCGAUAUUUGACGUAUCUGUCUUGAUACAGUGUAAAUGUAAAGCCAAUAAAUAAAAGUUAAAGAGUUUGGAUGACGA